AUGUUGGUGUCAGGAGUUCACAACUGGCUGUGCCUCCUUAUCAUCACAGCUGUGACUCUCGUGGGGAUGACUGGAAAUGGGUUCAUUUUUAUUUCAGACUGCUGUGAUCGGAUCCGAAGCAAAACACAGACGGGUUCAGAUCUUCUGUUGAUGUCCCUCAGCCUAACCCGGUUUAUUUUCCUUGGAAUCACACUCGGCUUCCAUUGUAUUAGCUUCCUGGAUAUUAAUCAACCCCAAUACGCUGGAAGCAUCACCAUUUUCUUCUGGACUUUUUUCAAUGCCAUCACCUUGUGGAUUACCACCUGCCUUGGAGUCUUUUACUGUGUGAAAAUUGUCAACUUCACUCAGCCCUUUCUCAUGAAAAUGAAGCUGAGGAUUUCCAACGUGGUUCCCCAUUUGCUCAUCGCGGUGAUGCUGGUUUCCUUGAUCUCGGCUCUUCCUUUCUUCUGGAUUGAGGAUCAUACCCGAUUUUAUAACAACACAGAGCGUAUACACGAGAUGAUGCCCCAGAUGUUCCUCUUCAGCAUGCUGUAUAUUCUAGGGACUUUUCCGUCGUUUCUCAUAUUUUUAAUUUCCUCUGGUUUUUUAAUUUACUCCCUUGUGCACCACACAAAGAGGAUGCAGAACAAUUCACUUGGUUUUAGAGAUCAAAGGAUGGACGUUCAUCUGAAGACCACUAAAAUCCUGACCUCUUUCCUUAUCCUCUAUGCCGCAACCUUUGUAGCGGAAAUCUCGAUGACCUUUUCCCCCAGUCCCUGGGCGUCAGUUAUGUCCAACAUGGUGGUUAGUUCAUAUAAUUCAGGACAUACCAUUGCUUUGAUUGUUAUGAAUUCCAAACUAAGAGAACGACUGAGCAAGAUGUUUCAGUGUCUGAGAAAACAGACAUGA
Molecule: messenger RNA, 888 nt
Organism: Pantherophis guttatus
Lineage: Eukaryota; Metazoa; Chordata; Lepidosauria; Squamata; Colubridae
Source: RefSeq, a predicted model, not a curated record